Molecule: messenger RNA, 2521 nt
Organism: Neopelma chrysocephalum (saffron-crested tyrant-manakin)
Lineage: Eukaryota; Metazoa; Chordata; Aves; Passeriformes; Pipridae
Gene: EFHC2
Product: EF-hand domain containing 2
Exons: 15
Coding region: 54-2300 (748 amino acids)
Biological process (GO): regulation of neuron projection development
Cellular component (GO): microtubule
Source: RefSeq, a predicted model, not a curated record
GUGACGUCACGGGCCGUAUCCGGGCAACGGCGCCCUAGCGGGUCGGGGCGGCCAUGGCGCUGCCGCUGCUGCCCGGCUUCUCCUUCCGCCGCAACAUAGGGGGAGAAAAUUUCCACAAGCCACAGCGCUGGGGUUACUGCAAUAAUGUUCCCAUGCUGUUUGAAGAAAAACCUGGAAUAGGAGGUCAACCGUUACUUGAUCAGAGGCCGAAACCUAAAUACACUGAAUUUCCUGAAGGAAUGGGAAGUAGUAAUCCUCCAGCUUGGAUAGCAUUUGACAAGCAGGUGUUGUGUUUUCAUGCCUAUUUUGAAGAAGAAGUGCCUGACAAAAAUCAAGAGCUUUACAGAAUCAGACACUGUAAAAUAUUCUUCUACCCUGAAGAUGAUACAAUUCAAGUGACUGAACCCCAUGUGCUAAAUAGUGGCAUAGAUCAAGGAACUAUUCUCCGACGGCAUCGAAUUCCACUUCCACCUCCUCAUGAAGAUCAGUUCUAUACUAUAUUUCAUUUCAAUAUCAACAUAGAAGUAAACUUUUAUUCCAGAAUAUUUAAGAUUGUAGAUUGUGACCUGUAUACAAAAAAUUUCCUGAAGAAGAUGGGAGUGAGAGUAAAUCCUCCCGGAACUCGUCCGCAUGAUCCAUACAUCACACAGCGACGACAGAGGAUUCUGGAGAGUACGAAUCCAGUGCGCCCUUACGAGCGCUUUGACACUUUGAAACAAUUUCUGGAGUACGAUGGACAAGUUUUAGGUUUUACCUGUGCCUGGAAUGACCCAGAAUGUCUGCAUUAUGGCCCACGAGAACUUGUUCUUCGUUAUUAUUUGGCUGAUGAUACAAUUGAUAUAAGAGAAGUUUUACCAGUAAACUCAGGCCGGGAUGUAGUUCCAUAUUUCCUCAAAAGAGAUAAGCUUCCAAAGGAUGGUCCCACUGAGAUGUUACAGCCAGGCACAAUCACCAAUUACACUCUUCUCAAUGUGUUGGGAAAGCCAGAAAGAAACAAAGGCUACUACUACAUUCGUGACACUCUGCAGACAGGAGCGGUGCGUCAGGAAUUUUACAAAGACUGUGACUUGAAAAUAGGGGCAGUAAUUAAUGUUUGGGGAAGGAAGAUGGUAAUCUGUGAUUGUGAUGAGUUCACUAAAGAAUAUUACAGGAAAAAGUACGGAACUGUGGAUUUCACCCCAGUUCAGUUUAAGGCUCCACCACCUCCAGAACCAGAAAAACCUGUUCCCCCUUAUAAUGGAUUCGGUUCCGAAGAGGAUUCUCUGAACUCCUGUAGGAAGCUGCUUCCCCAGGCUCCCCAAAAAGAUUACAGGCAAUUCCUGGUGAAAGACAGAUACGGCAUGGAAAGUAACACGCUGCGCUUCGGUGCCAAAUUCAUCACAGAAAGUCCUAUUGACAAGGAUCGGAAAUUCAUUAUUUCCUACUUCCUGAGUGAUGACACCAUCUCAGUUUUUGAAUAUACAGAGCGAAACACAGGGAUACCUGGUGGGAGGUUCUUGGACAGAGGUCGCAUUAAGAAGCCUGGGCAGGAACUCUUUAAGAGUGAGCUAUCUGAAUACUACAAGGCUCAUGAUCUGUUUGUUGGAGCCAGAGUUUGUUUCCAUGGCCACAACUUUCUUUUGGUGGAUGCUGAUGAGUACACGUUCAGCUACAUGGAGAAGAAUGCAAAUGAGUUCCCUGUGGCUGAUGUUGGUAUCCUCCUCAUGAAACUGAAGGACAUGACGGAAUCUCGUUCCAAAGAAAUCAGAAAGACGUUUGCUACUACUGACCCUGAGCAGACCAAUGUCGUUGACUAUGGCACUUUCAGAAAUUGGAUAGUCAGCGUCACUGGCGGAGCCUUCUCAGAACACGAAAUUAUGACUCUUGGACGUCACUACGGUGUGAGAGAUGACUGUCAAACAGACCUCACCUUCCUCCUUGCAGGGGCUCAUGAAAAACUGAAGAAAAAUAGCUUUGAAAAUUUUGAUCAACUGUCUGCAGUGUUUAUGUACUACGACCGUGAAAAAUGUGGAGUGCUGCCCUAUGAGACGUGCAGGACUAUUUGCAAGUCCUUUAGGUUGCCAGUGUCUGAUGAAGUUCUAGAAGCUUUACUGACCGGGUAUGAAGAUGACCAUAAGCAGGUGAACUAUCAGAUGUUUGUGCAUGGGCUGAACUGGAGAGAGAAUCAAAUCCGUCCUGUCCCGACAGUAAAGGGUCGUAUCAAGAAGCAAAGUGACUGGAGCCAAAUACCAACAUGCCCUCCUGUGCAAGUGGUCAAAUACUUACCUCUUCUGGAUGAUCUGUUUGGCAAGGAAGAAUAAUCUCAUCUGUGCAAGGCGCUGCUUUUAGAUUAGUGCUUCAGCUCCAAAGAUUUUGUAGACAGAUACUGAAAACAUUUCUUGUAAAACAAGAAAAUAUAUGUUUUAUUACAUUUAAUUUCUUGUUCCAACACUGAUGCAUACUUUUGUGUUUUUGGAACCCCUUUUAAAUCAGCAGUACUCUGUCAUACUUAUAGAAGCAUAAUUAAAACUAUAUCCUCUGA